UCCACUCUCACGCCCACGGAUGUCGCUGCGCUCGACCGCUGGGCGGCCGCCGAGAAGCGGUACGCGCUCGUCGACACACUCCGGCCUGAACACCUCGCCGAUCUGUACAUCACCCUGCCCACCCGAGAUGGGGCGCACGGCGGCGGCGCACGAGGCUACGCUCCGCCGCGAGAGGGCGACGAGUUGGGAUACGGGCACCACCUCGGGUUCUUCCAUCCCCGGAACCCGGAGAAGCAGCUGCGCUGGGACGGCACGGACGUCGACUUCAGCCCCCCAGAGCCGUUCAAGCGCCGCAUGUGGGCGGGAGGGCGCAUGGAAUGGAAACGGCCACUGCACGUAGGAGACAGAGUGGAGGCGGCCUCGACGAUAACGUCCGUGGAGAAGAAGGGUUUCGCGUCUGGCGAAACAGGGACGCCCAUGGUGUUCGUGAAGCAGAAGCUAGAGUACCGGAAACAGGGCACGGGCGAUGUAUGCGUCGAAGAGGAACGGUCGCAUGUGUACCUGGCGACGGCGGGCAGCGGGCGGGCCGCGAAGGAGGUGAAGGAUCUGCCGAAGCCGGACUUCACGUUCGAGUGCUUGCCCACGCCGACGACGCUCUUCCGGUUCUCAGCACUCACCUUCAACGGGCACUACAUCCACCUUGACAGGGAGUAUGCGCAGAAGUCCGAAGGGUAUCCGGAGAGGCUUGUUCACGGCCCAUUGACCGCGUUGAUGCUGCUGGAUGUGACUGCGCUGAAAAUCCCUGGCAGAGCCUUCAAGACAUUUGAGUAUCGUGCUGUGAAUCCGAUUCCAGUGAAUCGGCGAAUCAGCAUUCACGGCGCACGAGAAAGCGAAGAAACGAUACGGGUCUGGGCGGAGGCGGAGGAAUUAGAGACGGGUCGCCUGGUGGUUGGGAUGACCGGAAAGAUUACCUUAACUGAUGUAUGA
This is a messenger RNA of Dichomitus squalens LYAD-421 SS1, 927 nucleotides long. RefSeq lists its product as uncharacterized. Gene Ontology annotation, cellular component: mitochondrion. The annotation marks the transcript as partial. Gene Ontology annotation, molecular function: (3R)-hydroxyacyl-[acyl-carrier-protein] dehydratase activity. The record is from RefSeq and is a predicted model, not a curated record. The transcript is spliced from 3 exons. NCBI's taxonomy places the organism in Eukaryota, Fungi, Basidiomycota, Agaricomycetes, Polyporales, Polyporaceae.